UGUUUGAAAAGCUAGGGAGAUGCAUAAAGACACCCUCUUACAUAGUAGUAAACUUGGAAAGAGAAAAAAAAUUAGCAAUAAAAUCGUUUGACACGCUAUACAAAGGGAAGGCAGGAGGUGGUGUCUUAUAAAACACCGCUAAUUACACACAACAACCAAAGUAAACCAAACAAGAAUGGCAGAAUUAGCAGAGACUGCAGUGAUGCCUAAGGUCAUAACUUUCCUCUCUUCUCUUCUUCAAAGAGUAGCAGAAUCUAAUGAUAUUAGCCAUCAGUUAUACCCCCAGAAAGCCUCAAUCUUUCAUGGCCUAACGAGACCUACUAUAUCCAUUCAAAACUAUCUUGAGAGAAUCUUCAAGUAUUCAAAUUGUAGCCCCUCUUGUUUUGUUGUUGCUUAUGUGUAUCUUGAUCGGUUUUCUCAGAGACAAUCCUGUUUUCCUCUCAAUUCUUUCAAUGUGCAUAGAUUGCUCAUCACAAGUGUCUUGGUCUCUGUCAAGUUCAUGGAUGAUAUAUAUUACAACAACGCAUUCUAUGCUAAAGUUGGAGGAAUCAGCACAAGAGAGAUGAAUCUUCUUGAAGUGGAUUUUUUAUUUGGUCUAGGCUUCCAGUUGAAUGUGACACCAACCACAUUCCACCUCUAUUGCUCUUACCUUCAGAGAGAAAUGUCGAUUCAGUCUCCUCUGCAAAUAGUAGACACUCCUCUAAAUAUCGCAAGACCACUGAAAAUCCAUUGCUGUUUCAAUGAAGAUGAAUCCACUCAUCAAAAACAGCUUGCUGUUUAGAUAAUAUUUAGGAUGGUUAGGAAAGUUGGACCUAAAAAAAAAGGAACUAGCAGACUUUUAGUAGUGCUAGUCAUGUAGGGUCAUGCACAUGUGAGAGCUUGGAUGUUUUCCAUAAGCAUUCUGGUUUGAAAUGAUGGAGUCGAAACUCUCACUUGGCUUCCUAUGAUUUGAGGCACUGCACACAUCUUCAAGCUCAGUUUUUUAUGCUACUCGUCGUGUUCUCCUUUUCUUUUUGGUUGGAAAUUUGCAAAUCAAUGCUAUGUACAGAUGGGCUUUCUGUCCUUACAGUCUGGCUAACACGAUGUAUAGCUCACGAUCAA
Molecule: messenger RNA, 1101 nt
Organism: Populus trichocarpa (black cottonwood)
Lineage: Eukaryota; Viridiplantae; Streptophyta; Magnoliopsida; Malpighiales; Salicaceae
Product: cyclin-U4-1
Exons: 2
Coding region: 176-781 (201 amino acids)
Biological process (GO): regulation of cyclin-dependent protein serine/threonine kinase activity
Molecular function (GO): protein kinase binding
Source: RefSeq, a predicted model, not a curated record